Molecule: messenger RNA, 2778 nt
Organism: Gasterosteus aculeatus aculeatus (three-spined stickleback)
Lineage: Eukaryota; Metazoa; Chordata; Actinopteri; Perciformes; Gasterosteidae
Gene: lhx6a
Product: LIM homeobox 6a
Biological process (GO): forebrain neuron development; neuron differentiation; regulation of transcription by RNA polymerase II
Cellular component (GO): nucleus
Molecular function (GO): RNA polymerase II transcription regulatory region sequence-specific DNA binding; DNA-binding transcription factor activity, RNA polymerase II-specific
Source: RefSeq, a predicted model, not a curated record
CCGAGGAGCAGCGAGCAAGUCUUCGCCUCUGCUGAGCUUCAAUAGUCCUGCAGCUCGUGUCGGGAUCGAUCGGAGAGGAACAGAGAGAGAGGGGGAGACAUAGCGGGAGCAUUUCUGCGCUAAAAACAAAGCCGUGCGCCAGUUACGCUACGAGUCCACGCACGGCACGGAUGGUACAAGUUUUUGACGCCCAUCGGCCAAGUCUCCCGAUUCCACGCGCCGAGUUUGGACUCACUGAACGCUGUGAGACUCCAGGGCUUCAUGUACUGGAAAAAUGAAGUUUUGUCCCCUCUUUCUGAGGGAAACAAUAUUCUGUCCGAAGGAAUUCCCACGAAGAAGGUGAUCUCCACCGAGCACCAGAGUGCCACGGGACCUCACCCCUCCAGUGUGGACUCUAAACGCGCUCCAAUGUCUCACUCGGACGGAGAAUCCCAGCGGUCCAACAUGGAGCCGGAGGACACUCGCUCGUCCCCCAGCACUCCGUCCACCCCCUCCGUGUGCUCGCCGAUCUCCACCAGCAGCUCGGUGCCGUCAACCGGGAAGAACGUGUGCGCCAGCUGCGGGCAGGAGAUCGUGGACAGAUACUUGCUGAAGGUGAACAACCUGAUCUGGCACCUGCGCUGUCUGGAGUGUUCCGUCUGCAGGACGUCGCUACGUCAGCACAGCAGCUGCUACAUCAAAAACAAAGAGAUCUUCUGCAAAAUGGAUUAUUUCAGUAGGUUCGGUACUAAGUGUGCCCGCUGUGGGCGGCAGAUAUACGCCAGCGACUGGGUGCGCCGCGCCAGGGGGAACGCGUACCACUUGGCGUGCUUUGCGUGCUACUCGUGCAAGAGGCAGUUGUCCACGGGAGAGGAGUUUGGCUUGGUGGAGGACAAGGUCCUGUGUAGGAUCCACUACGACACCAUGGUGGAGAACCUGAAACGAGCGGCUGAGAGCGGCAAUGGUAUCACGUUAGAAGGGGCAGUGCCAACAGAACAGGACAGUCAGCCCAAACCGUCUAAAAGGGCACGGACAUCGUUCACUGCAGAACAGCUGCAGAUCAUGCAAGCUCAGUUUGCCCAAGAUAACAACCCAGAUGCCCAGACGCUACAGAAACUAGCCGACAUGACGGGCCUCAGCAGGAGAGUUAUACAGGUGUGGUUUCAAAACUGCAGAGCAAGACACAAAAAGCACACGCCUCAGCACAGCGGGGCUCCCCCAGGUCACCCGCAGUCCAGGAUACCCUCGUCGCUGCCUGAUGAGCUGCAUUACUCCCCCUUCGGAAGUCCCGAGCGUGCGCGCAUGGUGGCCCUUCACGGGUACAUCGACAGUCAUCCCUUCUCCAUGCUGACCUCCCAGAGUCUCCCUCACCAGGCCAUGUCGUUGCCCCAGCUUCCCCUAAGCCGCUAGCGCUCCGCCACUACGACCCCACGUGACCCCACGUGACCCCCCCACCCUGCAAACCUCCGGAUCCUCACCUUUCAUCUUCAUCACUGUCUGCAAACCUGACCCGGAGGUCCUGGUCCCAUUGGAGCGCAUGACGUGUCUUUACGGGAGCCCUGCCAAGGAAAGAGCAGUGGAGGAAUGAGGAAAGACUAAGAUGCAUUCGUCAUUCUGUUAUUUUACUUUCUGAGGACAGGAAUAUCCCUGACUGUGUUUUACACCACGUUAAAGGACCCAUUCGGCUUCAUAUGAACAGCUUUGUCCACUCUGCCAAUCCGUCGUCACCGUGACAGAGGAAGUAUGAUGAAACUGACGGCUACAGGAGGGAAGCCCUCAUGAGUGCUCAAGAUAAACAAAGAGGGGAAAACUUAUAAGGGGGGACUGUCAUAUUGGCUCAAAGGCCCGUCGCACGCUGUCGGCCACGUUAGAGGUAAGACUCAUUCUCUCUCAGCAACCAUGAAGGAAACAUGUAAAUGAAAUAAAUUGACUAUUGGAAUAUUUUCUUUUGGAUUGACAAAGUGACCAUACGGCCUCUGAAAGACAGAAACGUCCUUGUUUUAUUCUAGGUCAAAGAUUUCACUGAAAUGUGGUGCAGAUUUAAAUUUUUGUUUUUAAAGAAUGAAAUAUUUUGUGCCUUAUCGUUUCAAUUAUUAAUUACGCUAAAACAGUACAUUUUUUCAGCUGUAAUUUGUCUCUGAACAAAGAUUUGAGUGUUUUUAAGUUUCAUACAAUGUAGAAGGAAUAAUGAAGAUUUUAAAUGGGCCAUCGGUAGAAAAUCAGCAUCUUCAUUAUUAUUCACUCAAUUAUUGCUGUAAUAUUUAAAGCAAAUCAAUAUAGGUAAUCAUGUUACAUGACACAAAGGGAAGUCUUAGAUGAGCAUAUUAGUCAAACUACAAAAUCUGUUGCCAGUUACUCAUAUUUCCAAACAAUUGUAUUGUCAUUAAUUUAUCAUUUCUGAUGUUGCUUGUUCACUCUGUAUGCGUGUUCCUCUCGCACAAAGAGAGAAAUGGAGUGUUGGUGUCUUGGUACAAUAUGGACAAAAUGAAACAGACUGGGGUUGUACAUAGUAAGGUGUGUGUGUGUGUGAGUGUGGGUGUGUGUGUGUGCGUGGCAGGGGUAGAAAGUGUCCAUCUGUAUUUUAGUGCCAUGGCCAUUGUGUGAAGAACAGGAUCCAACAAGACCUCAAUGUCCUUGUAUUUAUUGAGAUGUUAUUUCCCUGUAAAGCACUUUUUUUCCCCCUGAAAUUGUUUUGUUUUGUUAAAAAACACGAAAUGAAAUUCAACAAAAAAGUUUAUUUGAUAGACUGUGCAUCAUAAGUGUUUUGUGUAAUAAAAUGCAAUAAAAUAGAAUGUGAUA